AUGGACCCUCGUGAUCGUUUCAAGUUGCUUUUCGAAGACGGCAUGGAUGGUGUUAGUCCUGCCGCUAGUCUGAAUAGGCAGCGCGGUACCGGGGAAGGUGUAAGUGAGAGCGGCCCUGGUCACUCUCCACCAGCUCCCCAGCUUCCUCUUACUCGUCAUUAUCCACUUUCAUACAUCCGUACCUACGUCCCCGGAACAGGCGUGCAGGAAGGAUUUGACCAGGAAAGCGAUGAUGAUUAUUUGACUUCAUUAUCUCAGGACCCCGAGUCCCCGCACUCUCCCACACAACCCAGCGACGAUGCCACCUUGAACGCAGCCUCCAACCCCGAUCUUGGCCACUCCGAGGAUUCAACCAUCAUUCUCGCGGAUCAGGGCACUCUGUCUUCUGUCACCUCGUCUUUUACUCCGGCUCUUGCUCUUGCUCGUUUUCCAUUCAGGCAUAUGAGCGGAUCCUUGGCUCACAGAGUCUCCAAGGAGUUUUAUGAUGGAGGGAAGUUCUGGAUGCACGCUUGGGAUUUGUACUACCUGAGUGUUCCAAUGGCCAUCAAUGGAGAAGCAUUGCUUCUCAUUCCCACCGACCAGGCCAUUUCCUUCAUUGCAGAGAUGAGCAAAGCCUUGAACAGCAAGAUUUACCUCACUGGUACUGGUAAAAAGGGUAUGGUGCUUACCUUUGACAAUGACAACAUCCCGCUUCCGGUGUUUCUUGGCCGAAGCAGCAGCUCUGAUAAGAAGGAUCAGCUGGUCCAGACUAUUCCUCCUUCUGGUCCUGACUGGGGAGUUUGGUCAUACAAUGUUGAGGCUGCUGUUAUGAAGGCAUUCGAAGCAAACAUCCGUCUGUCUUUUGAUAUGAUCAAGAAGAAAGAUCCCACGAAGGUGGCCCAGCAAUUGAAAAGGAAGCAAGAGGCCGAAGAACAUCUCGGCCGUGCUAUGGCCUUCUUUGGUCUGCGACCCCCAUGGAGAGCAAACACGCACCAGUCUUCGUUUGCCAACGGUGAGAUUAAACCGAUCGAUCCCACGCGCACCGUCAAAUGGACUUUCCAAGACUCGCCUAUAUUUAUCGCCAUUGAUGUUGAAUGGAAUGAGCGAGAGACCCGGCAGAUGACCGAAGUGGGCAUCUCGAUUCUUGAUACGAUGGACCUGGAAAGUGUGGUUCCGGGCGACUAUGGCGAGAUGUGGGCAGCCCGUAUCCGGUCUCGACACCUGCGCGUGGAGGAAUAUCGCCAGUGGGUCAACAUGGAGUUCUGCCACGGGUGCCCUGAUAGCUUUGACUUUGGCGAGAGCGAGCUUGUCCCAUCUGCCCAUGUCGGACGGAUCGUUGAUAGAGCAUUCAAGCCUCCGUACAUGGUUCCCACUGUCAAAGACCCGGUCAGCUGGUGGAAGAUGCAUACUCGCAAUAUUGUACUGGUUGGCUUGGACAUGAAGAGCGAUAUCAAACAGCUCAAGACCAACAAAAGCCAGGUUUUCCUUGAUUACGAUACGCCUCGUUGUAUCUUCUAUGACACUCUUGACCUAGCAGAGCUGUACCGGGCCGAAUCUGGCGAGCUUCAGAACCGAGGCCUGGCAAAUGUUCUGAGAUCGCUGCAGGUCUUGCAUGUCAACAUGCACAAUGCUGGCAACGAUGCGCACUACAUCCUGCAUGGUCUUGUGCGUCUGAUGAUAAAGGCUGCUGGAGAGAAGCCAUGGGCCUAUGAGGAGGAGGUUGAAGUUUCCACGGGGACCAAGAAGGAUACCAAGGAGGACACCAUGGAGUGA
Messenger RNA from Penicillium antarcticum, 1752 nucleotides. RefSeq lists its product as uncharacterized. The coding region runs from base 1 to 1752 and encodes 583 amino acids. The transcript is spliced from 2 exons. The record is from RefSeq and is a predicted model, not a curated record. Gene Ontology annotation, cellular component: nucleus. Lineage: Eukaryota; Fungi; Ascomycota; Eurotiomycetes; Eurotiales; Aspergillaceae.